This is a messenger RNA of Daphnia magna, 2774 nucleotides long. Its product is annotated as calcium-dependent protein kinase 5. Gene Ontology annotation, molecular function: RNA endonuclease activity; protein serine/threonine kinase activity; ATP binding. Gene Ontology annotation, biological process: IRE1-mediated unfolded protein response; intrinsic apoptotic signaling pathway in response to endoplasmic reticulum stress; protein phosphorylation. The coding region runs from base 108 to 2165 and encodes 685 amino acids. Gene Ontology annotation, cellular component: IRE1-TRAF2-ASK1 complex. The record is from RefSeq and is a predicted model, not a curated record. NCBI's taxonomy places the organism in Eukaryota, Metazoa, Arthropoda, Branchiopoda, Diplostraca, Daphniidae. The transcript has 11 exons.
UCUCGUAUUAUCGUGAAGUGAAAAUUGCUUCGUCGUCAGUUACAACACGAUUCAUUGGUCAUGAUAGUAUAGGCCUAUACACAUUUCUCUCAACAAACUGAAAGAGUAUGGCACUUUCGAAGGCCGUUCAAUGCGAUUUCUCAAAGCCAUGGUCGGGUAAUAUCGAAUUCGAGAAGACCGAUGUGCUCGGCAGAGGUGGUUUCGGGGUUGUGUAUCGUGGCACUUACAACGGCGAAAUCAUCGCUGUUAAGAGAAUCAUUUUGGAAAAUGUGGAUCCACUUAACCGGGAAGUGAUGUUGCAAACUCAGCUGGACCACGUAAACGUCUUGAAGAUAUUGACAGUCGAACAAUCUAGUGAUUUCAGGUAUAUCGUUCUAGAGCUGUGUACUGGAACAUUGGAACAACUUUGCGAUGGGACAUACGUCGGUGCAGAAUUACCGUCGGAUGCCAAAAUUUUGCUUCAGAUCACGAAAGGGCUUCGUUACAUUCACUCGAAGAAAUUGGUCCAUCGAGACAUCAAGCCGGAGAACAUUCUCUUUUCUAACAAGACGAUGCCCGUGCUCGUUAAACUGUCCGAUUUCGGAUUGAGCAAGCAACUGAGCACUAACGAUACAUGCACAAUGAGUGGAUUCAAGGGAAGUCAACUGUGGAUGCCGGCCGAAUUGUUGAUGUUAACCGACAAUUCGUUGCAAAUGAGCGUCUUGUUUGAAGCUAAAGGUUCGCCCAGUAGCGACAUUUUUGCAACGGGGUGUGUCACUUUCUAUUACGUCACUCGCGGAAUUCAUCCGUUUGGCAGUGGUGCUAUUGAAGUACCCAAAAAUAUCCGCAAAAAUAAGCCAGUCAACAUAGAACAAGGCGAUCCUGGGCUCAAUUUUUUGCUCGACAUCGCACGUGAAAUGAUCAAAUUCAAUCCGAAAGAAAGGCUGGGACUUGAUAAGGUCUUGGAAAAACUCCGGUCACGCCAGCGAUUAAGUUACACGUGUAAAACACCCGAGUUUCACGUGAGGUCUAAAUUGUGCAACCAGCAGCCGGUGCCCGAUAAUAAAGUGACGACAUGUGUUUUUCAUCCCAUCGAUCCCGUUUUAGCCGUUGGCUUCCACGAUGGAAGUGUAGUUCUCAUUGCAAAUGAAACUGACGAUCCACUUUUCCUGAACUGGGAUCGUGAAACGUUGUCUGCCGUACAUGAUCACCUCCCGAAUGCGUUCGCCCUGAUCAAUAUGGAAUGGAAUAUAAAUGGAACUCUGCUAGCAGCUAGCACUGAUAAAGGAUCCGUCAUUUUAUGGACCUAUCAAAACAAACAAAUUCUUUUCGAUAGCGUCCAGAAUGGCGAUGGCGUCGCAAACAUCUUUUGGAGCCCAUUUGCCACCCAUUUGUUUGUGGCCAAUUUUCGUCUAGAGACGCGUCGGAGGGCCAGGCGUGAUUCCGGACGUAAGGGAGGACUUUUGGUUUGGAACGGAGCAAUCGAGGAGGAAGAAACAGUUGAAACCAAAUUAAGAACUACUUAUAACAUCAGAGAUGUUGCCUGGAUCUCGGACGUUGAAGUGGCCCUCGCUUGUCACGACGGAAUCAUCCGCAUUUUCACCAUUAUGAACGGCACCAGUUUAUCGGCCAGCCACAAACAGCUGCCUCACGGUGAGGUUGGGGUUGUUGCUUGGAACGAACGCUCACAAAUGCUGGCCAGCGGAUCAUCAGAAGGCACCGUGAAGGUUUGGAAGAAAGAUGGCACGCAGAUUUCUCUGCGUUAUGAGUUCAACGCGAAAGCCAGUUGCUUGUCUCUUUCGUGGUAUCCAUGUUCGGAAGCGAAUACAUCCUGUGCCGUGAUGGAUGCAUCAAAAAAUCAUUUGAUUGCGUGUGGUCUGGGUAGCGGAUGCAUCACCGUAUGGAAACCGGAGCUAGACUCCAUUCCGACUACAUUUCCGGCACACAAUCAAAUGGUACACGACGUGUCGUUUUCACCGAACGGUCAAUUACUAGCAGCUAUCGGUGCUGAUGACAACCUUCACAUAUGGUCUACAAAUUCGUGGGAGGAAAUCGGCAUUUUUGAAAUGAAGAAGGAAGGCCCAAACAGACGCAAAAUAUCGUGGGAUUCCACCAGUCAGCGAUUGACAACAGCCUCGGAGCUUACCAAAAUUAUCGUGGUCGAGUCUAUCGCCGGAGUCGAUUGAUAUUGAACGCCCUGAUCAACAGAAGCCAGUCAACAAUUGCCGAGUGAAAGAAAAUGGUAUUAAUAAAAGGCAACAAUUAAAUUAAAGAAUUUCCUGUAUAUUAGCUUAUCAAACAAAGAGGACGUCAUCAUUUAUAUUACAUCAUUAUCGGUUUAAGUAGGCUAUAAAUGUUGUAGAUUGUGCUGCAUUAGUGGCGUUAUCGGACAAUGACAUGUUACAUCAUUCGUAAAAGCUUACGUUCGUAAUAAUCACGUAGACGAAUAGCCAAACAAACAAUAGGACAACAAUAUAAGAUCUUUCUAUAUAUUUGUUCACUAAUGGCUUCUGCUGACAGUUGUUGAUUUCUUGAUUAUACGUUUGCCGUCUGACAAGUGAAGUCGGAUAGUUUCGUAAAUAGUAAAGUCCACAAGAACAACCAGUUGCUUUCGGUCUGAAUAGAAAUUUCGAUUGCAACAACUCAAAUCGCUUUAAUCCAUUUAGCCAUCGGCCGUUCUGAAAACCAAUGAAAGUGAAAACUGUCGUCACGUAAAUUUGCGGCCAGCCUACAUAAUAUUUAGCGAAAUGAAAAAACUCGGCGUGACAGUGCGCGUUGUUUACCAAUCGGACGGA